This is a messenger RNA of Symbiodinium sp. CCMP2592, 366 nucleotides long. NCBI's taxonomy places the organism in Eukaryota, Dinophyceae, Suessiales, Symbiodiniaceae. The record is from the annotation of a GenBank genome assembly.
AUGCUCGAGUGGAUCAGGAGGCGUUGGGCGGAGGACGAGCAGAUGGACUCGGACAGCGCCAAGUUCUUCGCCAACUUUGUGGAUGACACCGAACGAUACCCAGAAGGGGCCUUUCGCACCAUUCUGAAAGUAUCUUACAAGCUUUCACGCGAGGAUGGGGACGCGUGGGCCAAUGUGGCGUAUAAGUAUGUCAUCGCUCAAAAUCCAUGGGUGGUGAGCCGAUCGGAACUGGCUAGGAUGUCAGCUCAGUACUUUCAAGGCCUUGACGGCUUCCGGUUCACACAAGUCGAUGAUGGGGCCAUCUGGUCCAAGGAAAUUUCCGAGUGGUCUUCAGUAGAUGUGGACAGUAGCAUAUGUAACCUAUGA